Bacidia gigantensis is the source of this 270-nucleotide messenger RNA. RefSeq lists its product as uncharacterized. Bases 1 to 270 code for a protein of 89 amino acids. The record is from RefSeq and is a predicted model, not a curated record. NCBI's taxonomy places the organism in Eukaryota, Fungi, Ascomycota, Lecanoromycetes, Lecanorales, Ramalinaceae. The transcript is spliced from 2 exons.
AUGCCCCUCGCAAAUGAUCGUCGAGCCUUCAAAUAUGUCAUCCUAUAUGGCUAUGACGAUAACUUCAACCAGGGAUUCAGCGAGGAUCAGUUCUGGUCGUUCAUGCGAGAGCAAAAGCUAGCUGAAGGAGGCUUCUCGGCAGGCACCGCGAGAGCGAUGUUUAAAGACUGGUCGGAUAAUCAUACGGAGGUUUAUGAAAUGAGCCCGUCAGAAGUUGAGAGCGCAAAGCCGCCCGAGUACCAGAUCUCCCAGGAGUCUAGCUGGAAAUAG